CAUUCUUAUCUCUUCCCACUUGGGAAAAAAAAAAAAAAAAACCCGGUUUCUCUCUCUCUCAUCUGGAAGCAAAGGCUUUCUUCUCCUCCUCCUCCUCCUCCUCCCCUUCUCUGUGUUCCGAUAUAUAGCAAAUAAAGAAAAGGGUAUAGUCUGUAACCCAGAGAAGCCAUAGCUAGAAUCUUAUCCCGCGAGACAGUCGUGCGACCCAGAUCUUCUUCUUUUUGGCGCCUAGCAGAGGGAGAAAGCGAUUGAUGACCAGAAGCCCUGUCCAGAUUUGGAAGCCCAAGAGGAGAAGAAGAGGACGGAGAGGCGAGGGUUGAUUUGAUUUCGUUCGACCCCUUUUUUUUUUCUUCUGUUUUGUGAAGUUUCUCCUCUCCUUUUUCUGGGGGAGGUUUCGGUGGAAUUUGUAGAGGUCUCUUUGGGACGAGACGAGAAGGGAACGGAUUCCGAGGUCUUUCAUGGAGGUGCUGGUGGGGUCGGCGCUGGGGAUCCAAGUGAGCUCGAAGUCGGCGUUCGCCAGGGAGCGCGCGGCGGCCGCGGCGCAGGCCGGAAACGAUCUGGAGGCGGGGUUCGGGGCCGGCCGGUCGGCGAAGUCGGAGGAGGAGGAGGAGGAGGAGGAGCAGGAGGACUCGUCGUCGUCGAAGUCGUCGUCGAUCGGAGUCCCGGGCGAUAGCGACGAGGAGGAAGAGGAGGACGGCGUGGUGUCGUCGGCGGAGUGCCAAGGGGGCUCGGGGAAAGGCGGCGGGUUCGGAUCUUUCGGAUCUCUGGCUUCGCUCGAGGACUCGCUUCCCAUCAAGAGGGGGCUGUCGAACCAUUUCGCCGGGAAAUCGAAGUCGUUCAGCAACCUGGCGGAGGCGAACCUGACGGAGGCGGUGAGCAGCGCCAAGGAUCUGGAGAAGCCGGAGCACCCCUUCAACAAGAGGCGCCGGAUCCUCCGCUGGUCCAAGAACUUCCCCCUCCUGUCCGCCGCCAGGUCGAUGCCCCUCUUCCCCGUCGGCGAGGAGGAGGAGGACGACGACAACGGCGAGCGCGAUCAUCGCGAAGCGGACGACGGCGACAUCUGCAGCAGCGGCGGAGGAGGAGACGGCGAGAGGGGCAUGGCCGCCGCCGCCGCGAGCAGGUUCCAGGGCCGCCACGCGAGGAAGCACAGCGUGUUCAAGUCCUCGAGCUGCUUCGCGCUGUCGGAUCUGCACGAGGAGGACGAGGAGGGGGAGGAGGAGGACGAGGAGGAAGGGAAUUGAUUUUUUUUUCUUUAUUUUAUUUUAUUUUAUUUUAUGUUUUUGGAAGUUUAAACUAACUUAUGUUUCUAAUCAUCAAUAUUAGAAAUAAAAUAGACGAAUUAUCCCCUUUUUUGGGGUCUAAAAGACAAAUUAUCUUCUUAGUUAUAUGAAAUGUGGUCUUUUGCUUUUCA
Molecule: messenger RNA, 1411 nt
Organism: Eucalyptus grandis
Lineage: Eukaryota; Viridiplantae; Streptophyta; Magnoliopsida; Myrtales; Myrtaceae
Source: RefSeq, a predicted model, not a curated record